Molecule: messenger RNA, 1521 nt
Organism: Hansenula ciferrii
Lineage: Eukaryota; Fungi; Ascomycota; Saccharomycetes; Phaffomycetales; Wickerhamomycetaceae
Gene: GPI17
Product: GPI-anchor transamidase GPI17
Exons: 1
Coding region: 1-1521 (506 amino acids)
Biological process (GO): attachment of GPI anchor to protein
Cellular component (GO): GPI-anchor transamidase complex
Source: RefSeq, a predicted model, not a curated record
AUGAAUGAAGAAGUAGAGAGACCAGCGGUGCUGGACAAGGCUGAAAGAGUCAAGCAGAUUAUCCACUCAGAAACCAGAGAAUCAUUAUCAACGAGGCGAUAUGUCGUGCUGUCAAUAUUAGCAUUAUACUUCUUGAUUGGGUUCCCAUUAUGGAUGAAGUUAACAGAGAUUUAUAGAGCUCCAUUGCCCUCCAAUUUCAUCAAUAUGCUACAGGCAAAUCAAAAUAUUGAUUUAAAGAUCCAUCGUGAGGUUUUCGUUAAGAUUAAUGAUGGAUUAUAUUUCCCAGACCUCGCAGAAUCAACUCAAAUACAAAUUGAUCAUGAAAUUUUCAAAAUGAAUCAAGAUCCAAAUGAACAAUUGAUUGUGGAUUGGAAUGUUACUUUAAGAUUUGAUGAACCAGGCCCAGAUGAUUAUAUAUUAGAACUAGAAAUUGGUGAUGGUGAAGGUAUUGCAGUUGAUCCAUCAACAAGAUUAACUGUAUUAUAUUAUACAUUAUCAAGUAUCAAGAAUAAUGAUUUACCUUAUUUCAUAACUCAAACUGUUCUUUAUCAUAUUUUCAAUUCAGAAUUGGAAUUCUUCAAAAUUAAGAAUCAACAAAAAAAUAAUAAGGCAAUUAAUUAUUCACCAAAAGUUCAUUUAUCUUUUAAAUUAUUAACUGGUGAUGGAGAUUUAGUUGAUUGGAAAAUUAAUGAAGCUUUAGAUAUUUUUUUCCAACCAAUUGUGGAAACAUUUCAAAAUUAUGUUAAUUUUACUAUUGAUUCAGAAAUUAAGUAUUUUACAGAAUUGAACUUAGUUAAUAGUUCAAAUGCUAUAACUUUAAAAGAUCUUUCUACAAUUGUGGAUUUUUCAGAAUGGGAUAUUUCAUCAAAUAAUUUUAAUUAUCCAACAUUAAAUUUUGUCUUAUAUUAUCCAUCUAAAUCAGUUUCACCAUUAAAUUUUGAAUUUGAUUCUUCCAAAAAUGCAUUUUUAUUCCCACAAUGGGGGUCAUUAAUUUUACAAAAGGAAUCAUUAAAACCAAAUUCAGUUUUAAAUGAACAUGAAUUACGUCCAAUUUUUGAAAAAUUUACAUCUGAAUUAAUAACUUUAUUAGGUUUACCAAAACAUCCAAAAACUUUACAAAUUAGAUUAGAUGCCAUUAAAGUUUAUUCAAUUUUCACAAAUUUAAUUAGAGGAACAGAUUCAUUAAGUUCAUUAUUAAAAUUAUCUAAAUCAUUACCAAAUAUGUCAAUUCCUAAAACAGUUUUAAAAAAUGUUCAAAAUGCAUUAAAAGCUAGAGAAAAUACUAUCAAGAGUGCAAACUAUGAUAAAGAUUGGGAUAGGGCAUUAAUAGAGUCAAAUAAAAUGCUUGAGUAUAGUGAAUUAGCAUUUUUUGAUAGAGAAAUGGUUCAACAAUCAUUUUUCCCACAAGAACAUAAAGUUGCAGUAUAUUUACCUUUAUUAGGACCACUUUCUAUCGUUUGUUUCUUGGGUAUUUUCAGAAUUAUCUCGGAAAUUAAGCUAUUUAGAUACGCAAGACCAUGA